AUGUCUUCCCUCCUCGAAGAAGCGUUCGAGGCUCCCCUUCCGCCUCCUGGACCCUCCAGCGUCGCGCCGGCACCUCCAGUCCCCUCCUUCCGCGUCCGUCGCGAGGUGGCCGGCGUCGAGACCGAGCUCCUCAUACAGACGUUUGUCGACCGCGUGUUCGUCUCCGUGAGCCAGAAUGGCAAGGUUGGAUGCCUGACACAAGCCACCCUCCCCGCCGUCCACCCGCUCCUCGCGCCGCCAACCGCGGCCUCGCAGCCCACGGCACUCUCGGCCCUGCCCCCUCCUCCAGCGAGCAUUGCGCUCACUGCGCUCCUCGGCUCGGCGCCAGACCCGACCCUGCAUGACGUGUACGUCUCGCAGAUCGCCACGCUCGUGUGGUGGUCGCUCCAGCUCGCCAGCGCGCCCCGCCGGCCGGUCAUCGUCGGUCUCGCGCUCAAGCGUAGCCCCGGCGACGAUGAGGUCGAUGCCGAGGCUGAGAGGGAGCGCUUUGGCGGCGUCAUGGACCUGGUGGCUGCCUGGCCUGGACCGCAGUAG
Messenger RNA from Apiotrichum porosum, 534 nucleotides. RefSeq lists its product as uncharacterized. NCBI's taxonomy places the organism in Eukaryota, Fungi, Basidiomycota, Tremellomycetes, Trichosporonales, Trichosporonaceae. Gene Ontology annotation, biological process: proteasome assembly. The record is from RefSeq and is a predicted model, not a curated record. The transcript is spliced from 2 exons. Bases 1 to 534 code for a protein of 177 amino acids.